GUCAACAUGUCCUCCAACUGCUAUUCUGGAAGCUUCUCUUCUCGCUCCUUCGGGGGCUACCUGCAACAACGGGGCUCCUCCUGCGGCUCCUUCUACCCCAGCAACGUGUUCCACUGCCCUGAUCUACAAACUCCCGUCACCCACCAGCUGGGCUCUUCUCUCUUCAGUGGCUGUCAGGAGACGUGCUGCGAGCCCGCCAGCUGCCAGACUCCCUGUGUGGUGUCCAAGCCCUGCCAGACGUCCUGCUACCGCCAGAGGCCCUCCGCGUUCUACAGCCCCUGUCGGACCGCUUUCUCCGGAUCCCUGGGCUUUGGGUCCAGGGGCUUUCAAUCUGUUGGUUGUGGCUCCCCGUUCCUGGGCUUUGGAUCCCGUGGUUUCCAAUCAGUGGACUGUGGUCCCCACACCUUCUCAUCCCUAAAUUAUGGAUCUAACUUUUACCGUCCCUCCUAUUUCUCCUCAAGAAGUUGCCAGUCUGCUUCUUACCACCUACCCUGUGGAUCUGGCUUCUACUGA
This is a messenger RNA of Sciurus carolinensis (gray squirrel), 513 nucleotides long. Its product is annotated as keratin-associated protein 14-like. The record is from RefSeq and is a predicted model, not a curated record. Lineage: Eukaryota; Metazoa; Chordata; Mammalia; Rodentia; Sciuridae. Bases 7 to 513 code for a protein of 168 amino acids. The transcript has a single exon.